CUCAUGCCGUUAUCCUGGCCUGGCUGUUUGGUGAAUCCUCCCUUGUUUCUGGAGCGAGAGGCGGGCCUUUGGGAGGCAGGAAUGCGCUGGAAGUCUUUGCCUGCUCUCCCUCCUCACAUGCUGAAGACUCCCGCUCCUCGACAUGGACAUGUGGCCGCUGGUGCUCCUGUUCGUGCAGCUCUGCCUCUGCUCCGGGUAUGAAGGGUCAGGACAAUACGCCCAUGGAGACGACGAGAACUGGCAUUCUCGUAGAUAUAAAGGGACACCGUGGUGUGCGCCCAUUAAGUUGAAACAUGGAGACGUGAGCUGUCGCGCGCCUAGAGGAGAACACUACAGGAACGUGAUGGGGACUCGCUGUAAAAUCCGCUGCAAGCAGGGAUACGAGUCCCAGAACUCAGAGGUGGUGUGUAUGGCCAACAAACACUGGUCCUCUAACUACGCCUGCCGAGGUAAGAACUGAACACACACACGUCUCAUGCAGCACAU
Molecule: messenger RNA, 486 nt
Organism: Notothenia coriiceps (black rockcod)
Lineage: Eukaryota; Metazoa; Chordata; Actinopteri; Perciformes; Nototheniidae
Product: sushi-repeat-containing protein SRPX-like
Exons: 3
Coding region: 143-460 (105 amino acids)
Source: RefSeq, a predicted model, not a curated record